UAUCGCUAUCAAAAUUUAAGUAGACAUAGAUUAAGAUAAACUCUGGGUAUCAAUAUAUAAAAGCCAAGCCCGUUAGCGAAGCGAAACAGCUAAAAGAAUUCAAUUAACAAUGAAAGUAGUAUUUCUGUUGGCCUUACUUGGCACCGCCUUGGCGGCGCCAAAGAGCGUAAGCCGCAUUGUAGGCGGUUCACCCACCACAAUCUACGAGUACCCAUACCUGUCUAAUAUGGAAUUUCACUUGUUGGGAAUCAUUUGGUUUCAAUUUUGCGGUGGUUCCCUGAUCACGUCAUCGGUAGUGCUUUCAGCUGCUCAUUGUUACGCUGGAGACCACCCAUCCCAGUGGCGAGUCCGUCUGGGCAGUACGUUUGUGAACACUGGUGGCAGCUUAAUCGGUGUCAGCGAACUCCUCAUUCAUCCGAAGUACUCCGGAGCCACACUAGACGCAGACGUCGCAAUCGUCCGCCUCUCCCGGCCCGCCGUCUUCUCUGAUGGCGUCAGAUCCGCUCGAAUUGCUGGACCCAACUACAAUCUUCCGGAUGGUACCCCUGUUAAUGCUGCUGGGUGGGGAGCUUUGUCUGUAAGUUGACGACUAGUGGUCAAA
Molecule: messenger RNA, 601 nt
Organism: Manduca sexta (tobacco hornworm)
Lineage: Eukaryota; Metazoa; Arthropoda; Insecta; Lepidoptera; Sphingidae
Product: trypsin, alkaline C-like
Exons: 3
Coding region: 110-586 (158 amino acids)
Biological process (GO): proteolysis
Molecular function (GO): serine-type endopeptidase activity
Source: RefSeq, a predicted model, not a curated record